AGGUAGAGCCGGGGGGGGGAAGCUCUCCGAGUCUCCGCUUUUGUCCCAAGUCGGCAAGGGGAUCUUCCCACCGCUUUAGCUCUGCAGCCGUUCCGGCUACAAUCUCCCUCCGCCCCGCCCUCCCCUCCACCUUUUCCUCUUCUUCUUCUUUCAAAAGUUUUUCUCGACUUCGGAGCGAACGGGCAAAGGGAGAAAGCGGGGGCUUCGCUGCCUUGAAAAGGGACUGUGGACCAAACUCUCCCUUUGCAAGAAGAUUGGCGGUCGCCUUGAUUCUUUUUUUUUUAAGUCUUUUUUAAAGACUUCCACCACCACCACCACCACCACCAUCUCCGCGAUGCAAAUGCUGGCGCCGUUCUUCCUUUACGUGGUAGCCUGGGCCACUUUUUGUCCCCAGCAGCAGGGAUCCGCCGCCAGCAGCCAGAGCGGGUCGAUCAGAGCCUUGCGCGCCUCGAACCGGCGGCGAGAUGAAAGUAAUCAUCUCACAGCCUUAUAUAAGAAAGAAGAGACCAUCAAUGUUUGGGAAAAUGGCUACAUCCAGAGUCCUCGUUUCCCACACAAUUAUCCUAGGAAUCUGUUGCUGACUUGGAAGCUACAUUCACCAGGAAAUGCUAGAAUACAGCUGGUGUUUGAUCAUCAGUUUGGACUGGAGGAACCAGAGAAUGAUAUCUGCAGAUAUGAUUUUGUGGAAGUGGAGGAUAUUUCCGAAAUUAGCACUCUCAUCCGAGGACGGUGGUGUGGAUAUAAAGACAUUCCUCCCAAAAUAACGUCAAAGACAAACCAGCUGAAGAUCACCUUCAAAUCAGAUGACUUCUUUGUGGCUAAACCAGGAUUCAAGGUUUACUAUUCCCUGGUGGAUGAUCUUCAGCCUGUUGCAUCUGAAACCAACUGGGAAUCAGUCACAAGCCCGGUCUUGGGCAUUUCCUAUCGCUCCCCAUCAGUGACUGACCCCACUCUUACGAUGGAAGCCUUGGAUCAAACCAUUGCUGGGUUUGAUACUGUGGAGGAAUUGCUCAAGCACUUUAAUCCAGACACAUGGCAAGAAGAUAUGGAUCACCUGUACACAGAGAGUGCCCCACCUCGAGGCAGAAGUUUCUAUGAGAGGAAGUCGAAAGUGGAUUUAGACAGGCUGAACGAUGAGGCAAAGCGUUACAGCUGCACUCCAAGGAAUUACUCUGUCAACAUUAGGGAAGAGCUGAAGCAAACCAACGCCGUCUUUUUCCCUCGCUGCCUCCUUGUCCAGCGCUGUGGAGGGAACUGUGGUUGUGGAACGACAAAUGGGAAAUGCGCUUGUACAGCAGGGAAACUGGUGAAGAAGUAUCACGAGGUGCUGAGAUUUAUCCCUGAAGCAGGUAAUUUCAGGAGGAGAGGCAAAACCAAGCCCAACAUGUCACUGAUCGAUAUUCAACUGGAGCACCAUGAACGUUGCGACUGCAUCUGCAGUGCGAGGCCACCGCGAUAAAAGCAGAGUGCCUGGUUUUAUGUGCAACAUAAAAGGGAGAAGGAGCUGUCCAUGCUAAUUUGCCCAGUGACUACCGAACUAUGCUAAAAAGCCUGAAUCUGUAGCCUUUUGAUUUGAAGUGCUAAAUGCCAAUGACAGCUUACCCUUAAUAAAGCAGAUUGACAACUCUGAAUGCAAAUCUGGGAUUGAGUUUAGAAAACAAGUGAACUCGAGGGCUGAAUGUUUUCAGGCCUAUGAUGAAAAUCAAGCUGCAUGAGGACAGUACUCGUUUGGCUGAGUUCCUAGUUGGCUUUUAAAACCCUUCAUGCGUGCAUGUACUCACAAUACUUUUGCACAAAAUCCUUUGCACAAACACCCUUAAGCACACUUACAGUCCAACUUAAGGAAAAAGGAAACCCUGUACGGGCAACAUGGCUAAUUUAGCCAUUUUAGCCAUUUAGAACCAAAUUAGCCAAAUGGCUAAUUUAUAGACAGCCACCAACACAUACAGGUAUAUUAGGUUUACCGAAUCCUGGUGCUGCAGUAGAAGUAUAAAAGUAGCAAUAGUAUCUAGCAUCUAACCAUACAGGCAUCACACCUAGAUAUAUGCAUUAUACUGGUCUGAUCAGAGCAGGCAAGUUUGAACAUUAAGCAAGCUGGAGCCAAGGCUGUUAGAAUCCACAUAGGUAGUCUUCUUAUAUGACCUCCAUUGGGACUAGAAGUUCCAUUACUAAGCAAUAUGACUCAUUAAACAAGUCGUCACAUUAUUGCACCUCAUUUCAUGAUCUUUUUUUUUUUUUUUGCCAUGGUCAUUAAAAUCCCCUGGUCUCUAAGUGAAUUUGGCUUUGUUCAUCAGAAGCCACCUGGGGAGAUUGCAAAUCACAUGACUCCCAGGAUGCUGCAACUAUUGUAAAUACAUGCCGGUUGCAAAUCUGAAUCAUGAUCACGUGACCGCAAGGACACUGCAGCAGUUGUAAGUGUGAGGACCAGUCAUAAGUC
Messenger RNA from Pseudonaja textilis, 2437 nucleotides. RefSeq names its product platelet derived growth factor D (gene PDGFD). Gene Ontology annotation, biological process: positive regulation of protein autophosphorylation; positive regulation of phosphatidylinositol 3-kinase/protein kinase B signal transduction; positive regulation of MAP kinase activity. NCBI's taxonomy places the organism in Eukaryota, Metazoa, Chordata, Lepidosauria, Squamata, Elapidae. Gene Ontology annotation, cellular component: membrane. Gene Ontology annotation, molecular function: platelet-derived growth factor receptor binding; growth factor activity. The record is from RefSeq and is a predicted model, not a curated record.